AUGAUGGACAAACCCAUCGCUUGUCCCGUUCCCGGUGAUGCGGCUGGUCUUGAACUGUGCCCUGAAGCGACCACGGGCGCGACUGGGCUUCGGGGUGACGACAUCCGGUCACUGGCCGACGGAUCGGCGGCAGAAGAGAACCGAGAGCGCAGGAAAGAAGCCCCGCAAAGGGGCAGAGGAGACCAGAAGAAGAGAGCAGUGGUCAUGACUAUGAUCUGGCAUGACAGAGACGGUCUAGGCACGCUACUGUCGCGGUCGGCACGCCGCAAGUCCAGACGGCACACCACCGCAAUCACGCCCCAGCAUGACGACACAGCUCAUGUACGGCCGUCGGCAUUGACACCAGAGCAUCAAGCCCGCGCAGGCCUGCUCCUGUCUCGCAUCGGCAGAGCCUUCUGCCCGCGCCUCAAGCGUCGCGGCUCAAAGCCGACAACCCUGCCCAUAGACGACGUCCCGAGACUCCGUUUCGACGACUGCCAUCACGAGGUCCACAUAACCGGCGGCGUAGCAGCAAGCGCAGCAGCGGCAGCAGUGCCAGUGCCACCACCAAUACCACCAAUAUUACUACUACCACCACCACCAUCACCACCACCAUCACCACCACCACCACCACCACCAACAUCACGUCCAACGUCGCAAGCGCAGCCUCCAUCCCGCCAGCGACGCACCAGCCUCCUAGGACGCGCCAGGAAGUCGUGCCUGGAGAAGCUGGACGACGCCCGCCUGGCCCGGCGGUGCUGUUGUAUAAGCGUCGCUGGUCGGCUGAGCGGGAGGUGCGGUGGUGGCAUGUCGCGGCUGAAAACCUCGACGUCGUGCCGUUCCAACACGCCUUGGAGCAGUUCUACAAACAUGGGCGUGGCCGAGAGCGGCGGCGGCGGCGGCGGCGGCGGCGGAUGGGCGCUGGAGAUAUACUUUGCCAUGGAGUUCGAAGUCCAGUCGGAGCCUCGACCUGAUCCUGACCCUCAGGGGCAGGGUUCGGGUGGGCUGCAGGGCGUGAGCUCGGUGGGGAGCAGGGAGGAUCCGUAG
Messenger RNA from Pyricularia pennisetigena, 1026 nucleotides. RefSeq lists its product as uncharacterized. The transcript is spliced from 2 exons. The coding region runs from base 1 to 1026 and encodes 341 amino acids. The record is from RefSeq and is a predicted model, not a curated record. NCBI's taxonomy places the organism in Eukaryota, Fungi, Ascomycota, Sordariomycetes, Magnaporthales, Pyriculariaceae.